ACAUCCGGGGAUUACCACUGACUCCGCCCACAUUCCGCUGACCCUCAGCAGCGCUGUAAAUAUGGCGGAGCCCUCCUUGGGGAGUUCAAGCCCAGAGAUGCUGUUGCCUGAUUAUGAUGAUGAUCAAACUCCUGAAGAUGAGGAGCUGCCAGAGGGAGACACUAACUUUGGCAAUGAGAUUGAAGAACUCGCAAAGGAGGGAGAAAUGCCCAUUCAGGAGCUCCUGAGCCUUUAUGGUUAUGCAGGCAGUGGAUCACCUGAGGAAGAGGAUGAGGAAUAUGAGGAAGAGGAUGCGGAUGGAGAUGAGGAGGAGGAUGAUGAUGAUGAAGGAGAGGAUAUGGAUAAUGAUGAAAGCAGCAGAAGCACUGGGGAACUGAAGAAGAGCAAGGAGGAUGGAGCAAAUGUAUCCACAAGAAUGACGAAUGAGAGCCACUCCGCUGAGAGUCGAGCUUGUGCAGUAAAAGCCUGUAACACAGCUGAACUCAUACGAUCACAGAACCGUGGCUACUUUCAGAAUAAUGAAGGUGAUGAAGAGUCAGAGGAGGAUGAUGACUAUAUUCCAUCUGAAGACUGGAAGAAAGAAAUCAUGGUUGGUUCCAUGUAUCAGGCAGAAACACCAUCUGGACUGUGCAAAUACAAAGACUGUGAGAAAGUGUAUGAAAAUGACGACCAGCUGCUGUGGAAUCCUGAAAUCCUUCCUGAAAACACUGUGGUUGAGUUUCUUACUGAAGCCUGUCGACGGACGGGAGAGGAGACGGGUGUAGAUGCUAUUCCAGAAGGAUCCCACAUCAAAGAUAAUGAGCAGGCAUUAUAUGAGCUGGUGAAAUGUAAUUUUGAUACAGAUGAAGCUUUACGAAGAUUAAGAUUUAACGUUAAAGCAGCCAGAGAGGAACUAUCUGUUUGGUCAGAGGAAGAAUGCAGGAAUUUUGAACAAGGAUUAAAAGCUUACGGAAAAGACUUUCAUUUUAUCCAGGCCAACAAGGUCAGAACUCGGUCUGUCGGAGAUUGUGUGGCUUUUUAUUACAUGUGGAAGAAGUCGGAGCGGUAUGAUUUCUUUGCGCAACAAACUAGGCUUGGGAAAAGGAAAUACAACCUUCAUCCAGGAGUAACGGAUUACAUGGACAGACUUCUAGAUGAAACGGAAAGCACUGCCUCCAGUCGGGCAGCCACGCCCCUUCCUGCCGCCUCCAGCAGCAGCACCAGCCAAUCAGAGCGAGAGGAGACUAGCGGCCACAACGGACUCACCAGUCACAGCUCCAGUGCAGUCGCCACACAGAUGUUGAUGAGUAGUGUGAAUGAGCUGAAGAGUGAAUCUGUUCAGUCAAACGGAGCAUCUAAACACAGUCUACUCGCAGAUCAUCUGGACUCCAACGGCUGUAACCUCACAGACACUCAUAACUCAGACAGAAAUGGCUCAGUGAAUCACCAACAUGACUGCCAGAGCCUAGACAGACCAACAAAAAAGUGCCGGACAGAAUCAGAGUCACUGGCCCAGGUUGAGACGGACCCUUCCAGGAUAAAAGAAGACUGAACAAGACCAAAGGUCAGGCCAAAAUCUUAAACUGGGGAGAUGGGACAGGGCUGUGACACCUCUCACCCUAUCCACCCUAAACCCAAAGCUGAGCUGCUCCAAAAACACCACCCUCCAAACCCAACCACAGCUGAUUAAUGCUCCUUUUUCAAGAAACCAUUUUACAGAGAAAUGUAUAUUCUAUAUGUAAUGGAAUUUUUCUGAUAUUUUUUUAUCAACAAGAUAUUUAUAUUUUUUAUUGAGACAUUUUGACAAUGGGUGAAUAUGCUGUAUAAGCCAUUAUACGUACCACAUGAGGAUGAAUGCUGGUGGGCGUGGUCUCUUGUGUUUAGGGCGGGGCCAGUAUGUCUCCAGGCAAAUCAAGUUGCGUUUUGGUUUACAUUAUAUACUAAUGUUUCACUGGUCAGCUGGUUUGUGUUAGCGGAGGCACACUGCGAGCUCCCCACAGAUGUAGUCAAAAUAAAUAAGCCAAUGGAAUCACUCCUAAGCUUUGUGUUUGUAAAGCGUCCAGAAAAUUGGUUUGUUAGUUGUAUUUUCUAUUAACUGAGUGAAUCUGUUUACUUUUCAUUGUUUUGUUUUUUGUUGGUGUUUUUAAUAGUGUAAAGGAAAUGAAGCCCAUUUUUGGGACCAUUAUUUAGCAUCAUACCUAAAGGCAUCUAAUUUUAGUCAUUCUCAUUCAUUUCUCAUAGAUUACUGACAUUGAGGAAAAAUAUCACCCAGUCUGGACACAAUAAUUGAUUUAAAACUACAACUGCCAUAAAUAAAGACGAAGACAAGUAAAACAAUUUUUUUUAAUACAACCGUAAUAUACAAUUACUUUUCUAUGUACAUAUUUUCACAUUAAUGUAAUAAGAAUAUUCAAAAAUGUUAUAGCUCUAAAAUGGGCUUCGUUUUCUUUGAGCAAAACAUAAUUUAUUUCUUUUGGAAAUUAAAAAUGAUUAGAGGGCAUGUUAUUGACGUGGGCAUUUCUCUUUGU
Rhinichthys klamathensis goyatoka is the source of this 2507-nucleotide messenger RNA. RefSeq names its product mesoderm induction early response 1b, transcriptional regulator (gene mier1b). Gene Ontology annotation, molecular function: histone deacetylase binding; transcription corepressor activity. Gene Ontology annotation, cellular component: nucleoplasm. The transcript has 13 exons. Bases 62 to 1531 code for a protein of 489 amino acids. The record is from RefSeq and is a predicted model, not a curated record. Gene Ontology annotation, biological process: negative regulation of transcription by RNA polymerase II. Lineage: Eukaryota; Metazoa; Chordata; Actinopteri; Cypriniformes; Leuciscidae.